AUGCAGCACAUUUUUGCCUUCUUCUGCACCAGUUUCCUAGGGGCAGUGUUGGGGGUCAAUUUCCCCAGCAACAUCCAGAUAGGGGGAUUAUUUCCUACUCAACAAUCCCAGGAACAUGCUGCUUUUAUGUUUGCAUUGUCUCAGUUCACAGAGCCCCCCAAGCUGGCUCCUCAGAUUGACAUUGUGAAUAUUAGUGACAGCUUUGAAAUGACCUACACCUUCUGUUCACAGUUUUCCAAGGGUGUCUAUGCUAUCUUUGGCUUUUAUGAGAGGAGGACUGUCAACAUGCUCACAUCCUUCUGUGGGGCACUCCAUGUCUGCUUUGUAACACCCAGCUUCCCUGUUGACACAUCCAAUCAAUUUGUUCUCCAGCUGCGCCCAGAACUACAGGAUGCCCUCAUCAAUGUUAUAGAAUAUUACAAGUGCCAGAAAUUUAUGUACAUUUAUGACGCUGACCGGGGUUUGUCAGUACUUCAGAAAGUGUUGGAUACAGCUGCAGAAAAAAACUGGCAGGUGACAGCUGUCAAUAUCAUGACAACAACAGAAGAGGACUACAAGUCACUUUUCCAGAAUCUGGAGAAAAAGAAGGAACGGGUCGUGGUGGUGGACUGUGAAUCAGAGCGGCUCAAUGCUAUUUUGGGCAAGAUCAUCAAGCUUGGAAAAAAUGGGAUAGGAUACCACUAUAUUCUUGCAACUCUGGGCUUCAUGGAUAUUGAUUUAGCAAAAUUCAAGGAAAGUGGUGCAAAUGUGACUGGAUUCCAGUUGGUUAAUUAUACAGACACCAUUCCAGCCAGGAUCAUGCAGCAGUGGAAGAACAACGAUGCCAGAGAACAACCUCGUGUUGACUGGAAGAGGCCAAAGUACACAUCUGCUCUUACGUAUGAUGGAGUUCGGGUAAUGGCAGAAGCUUUUCAGAGUCUCAGGAAACAGAGGAUUGACAUCUCUCGUCGUGGGAAUGCUGGGGAUUGCCUAGCAAAUCCAGCUGUUCCUUGGGGACAAGGAAUUGACAUUCAGAGAGCUCUACAACAGGUUCGCUUUGAAGGACUGACUGGUAAUGUCCAGUUCAAUGAGAAAGGACAUCGGACCAAUUACACCCUUCAUGUGAUUGAAAUGAAACAUGAUGGGAUCAGAAAGAUUGGUUAUUGGAAUGAAGAUGAAAAGCUUGUCCCAACAGCCAUAGAUCAACAAGGAGCAAAUGAAACCACAACUCUGCAAAAUAGGACCUACAUUGUUACAACUAUUUUAGAAGCUCCCUAUGUGAUGCAAAAGAAGACCAAUGAGCCAUUGGAAGGAAAUUUCAGGUACGAAGGUUAUUGCGUGGAGUUAGCUGCUGAGAUUGCGAAACAUGUUGGCUACAACUACAGCUUGCAGAUUGUUGCUGAUGGGAAAUAUGGAGCCCGAGAUCCUGAGACUAAAUUAUGGAAUGGCAUGGUCGGGGAGCUAGUAUAUGGAAGAGCUGAUGUGGCUGUUGCACCAUUGACCAUCACUCUAGUGAGAGAGGAAGUUAUAGACUUUUCCAAACCAUUUAUGAGCCUGGGCAUAUCUAUCAUGAUUAAAAAACCACAGAAGUCCAAGCCUGGGGUCUUUUCUUUUCUGGAUCCCUUAGCUUAUGAGAUUUGGAUGUGCAUAGUUUUUGCCUACAUUGGAGUAAGUGUUGUCCUUUUUCUGGUCAGUCGCUUCAGUCCUUAUGAGUGGCAUAACGAAGAGCUUGAAGAAGGACGUGACCAGCCAGCCAACGACCAAACUAACGAAUUUGGGAUAUUUAACAGUCUUUGGUUUUCCUUGGGAGCUUUUAUGCAACAAGGAUGUGAUAUAUCUCCAAGAUCCCUGUCUGGACGUAUAGUUGGUGGGGUCUGGUGGUUUUUCACCUUGAUCAUCAUCUCUUCUUACACAGCCAAUCUAGCUGCGUUCUUGACAGUAGAGAGGAUGGUGUCUCCCAUAGAGAGUGCAGAAGACUUGGCCAAGCAAACGGAGAUUGCUUAUGGGACUUUGGAUGCUGGGUCUACGAAAGAAUUCUUUCGGAGAUCUAAAAUAGCGGUUUUUGAGAAGAUGUGGACGUACAUGAAGUCAGCUGAGCCCUCUGUUUUCGUGCCGACAACAGAAGAGGGGAUGAAGCGUGUGAGGAGAUCCAAAGGGAAGUAUGCCUACCUGCUAGAGUCUACCAUGAAUGAGUACAUUGAGCAGAGAAAACCAUGUGACACCAUGAAGGUGGGAGGUAACUUGGAUUCCAAAGGCUAUGGCAUUGCAACGCCAAAAGGUUCACCACUGAGAAACCCAGUAAACCUGGCAGUGUUAAAACUGAACGAGCAGGGGCUUUUGGACAAAUUGAAAAACAAAUGGUGGUACGACAAGGGCGAGUGCGGCAGCGGGGGAGGUGACUCCAAGGACAAAACAAGUGCUUUGAGUCUCAGCAAUGUGGCUGGUGUUUUCUACAUCCUCAUCGGUGGGCUUGGAUUAGCCAUGCUGGUUGCCUUAAUCGAAUUUUGUUACAAGUCCAGAAGUGAAUCAAAACGGAUGAAGGGUUUUUGUUUGAUCCCACAGCAAUCAAUCAAUGAAGCCAUACGAACAUCAACCCUCCCCAGAGCAUCCGCAGCAGGAACCAGCAGUGGAGAAAACGGACGGGUGGUGAGCCACGAUUUCCCCCAAACCAUGCAGGAGAUUCCAUGCAUGGGUCACAGCUCUGGGACACCCCUGGGAGCGACGGGAUUAUAA
Messenger RNA from Rhineura floridana, 2712 nucleotides. It is a transcript of the gene GRIA1, whose product is annotated as glutamate ionotropic receptor AMPA type subunit 1. Gene Ontology annotation, molecular function: AMPA glutamate receptor activity; transmitter-gated monoatomic ion channel activity involved in regulation of postsynaptic membrane potential. NCBI's taxonomy places the organism in Eukaryota, Metazoa, Chordata, Lepidosauria, Squamata, Rhineuridae. The record is from RefSeq and is a predicted model, not a curated record. The coding region runs from base 1 to 2712 and encodes 903 amino acids. The transcript has 16 exons. Gene Ontology annotation, cellular component: AMPA glutamate receptor complex; dendritic spine; plasma membrane. Gene Ontology annotation, biological process: synaptic transmission, glutamatergic; modulation of chemical synaptic transmission; monoatomic ion transport.